AUGGCAGUCACGGCCGGAAGCCGUGGAGUGAGUGACGAUGCCGUGAUCGACUUGACUGAUGAUCGCCGUCAGUCCUAUUCCUUCUUCACGUGCAGUAGGGCGGCUAUCAUGUUGCAAAUCACAUCUAACUCAUUCGGUCACUCGAGUGCUAGUGGACAAUUGUCAACCUUCACUUAUCACCCACCACUCAUCACCAUUCCACACGAGUUUGGGACCAUGGCUCAGCGAGCAGCCGGAUCCACUGCGCACAUGGUCACCCGAGGUGCCAGAAUUUCAACUCCUUAG
This is a messenger RNA of Penicillium cosmopolitanum, 285 nucleotides long. RefSeq lists its product as uncharacterized. The record is from RefSeq and is a predicted model, not a curated record. The coding region runs from base 1 to 285 and encodes 94 amino acids. NCBI's taxonomy places the organism in Eukaryota, Fungi, Ascomycota, Eurotiomycetes, Eurotiales, Aspergillaceae. The transcript has a single exon.